Messenger RNA from Oryza brachyantha (malo sina), 580 nucleotides. RefSeq names its product 10 kDa chaperonin, mitochondrial-like. NCBI's taxonomy places the organism in Eukaryota, Viridiplantae, Streptophyta, Magnoliopsida, Poales, Poaceae. The transcript is spliced from 3 exons. Gene Ontology annotation, molecular function: metal ion binding; ATP binding; protein-folding chaperone binding. Bases 103 to 399 code for a protein of 98 amino acids. Gene Ontology annotation, cellular component: mitochondrial matrix. The record is from RefSeq and is a predicted model, not a curated record.
CCCCACGGGGCGCUGCGCCGGCGGAGGCGAUCGCUGCGCGAGGCGAGGAAGAGUGUAGAAAAAGCGGCGCGCUUUGCAGGGAGUUUUUGAGGGGCGGCGGCGAUGGCGAAGCGGCUGAUCCCGUCGCUGAACCGCGUGCUGGUGGAGAAGCUGGUGCAGCCCAAGAAGAGCGCCGGCGGCAUCCUCCUCCCCGAGACGUCCAAGCAGCUGAACUCUGGUAAAGUGGUGGCUGUUGGCCCUGGCGAACGUGACAAGGAUGGGAAGCUGAUCCCUGUUGCUCUCAAGGAAGGAGACACUGUUCUCCUGCCUGAAUAUGGUGGGCUUGAAGUCAAGCUUGCUGCUGAGAAAGAGUACCUCCUCUUCAGAGAGCACGACAUCCUGGGCACCCUUGUGGACUGAUUUGGAUCAUCACGCAUUCUACCAGACACAAGUCUCUUUAUGAUGUCGUAGAAUUUUGGCUAAGAACAUCAUGAACUCGAAAAAAAAAACUUGUUGCUUCCUUUGUCUGUCGCGAUGAAAUUCAGUGAACGUUGCCAUUUGAAGAGCUGGUUUAUUUUUAAUCUGAUCCUUGUCUGCUAUG